Messenger RNA from Prorocentrum cordatum, 348 nucleotides. The record is from the annotation of a GenBank genome assembly. Lineage: Eukaryota; Dinophyceae; Prorocentrales; Prorocentraceae.
AUGGUCCGCGGCAGCAAGCGCUGGGCCCUGUUCCCGCCGCGCCAGGCCCACAACCUGUACACCGUCGGCGAGAUAGCGAGCGUGGCCGCGAGCGGCGUGGUCCAUUACGUUAACGACGCCUACGGGAAGAGCAGCUCACACGGAACGCACUUCAGCCUUGUGCCGGACGUCUUCGCUCCGACGGACGAGAUUCUGGAGCGGUUCCCGCUCCUCCGGGAGGCGCUGCCGGACCGCUUGGAGGCGGAGCUGCAGCCCGGCGAGCUGCUCUUCCUGCCGGCGGGGUGGUUCCACCAGGUGCACUCCUUCGGCGAGCACAUGUCCGUGAACUUCUGGUGGACCCCAGCGUAG